Messenger RNA from Vitrella brassicaformis, 1044 nucleotides. The record is from the annotation of a GenBank genome assembly. Lineage: Eukaryota; Vitrellaceae.
CAGAUCGUAUGACAUUCUCGGCCUGCACCCAUCGAGCAGCCUCAAUGAUCUGCAGAACCGCUAUCGGUCGCUGGCGAGGAGAACCGCAGAGAGAGCCGCACUGCACUGACCCACCGUGUCGACCGUCAGCAUCGUUUGUGCGCUGUCUGCAGGAGGGACCGUACCGGCACACAGAUAAGGGCGGCAGCAAGGAGGCCUUCCAACACCUGCAGGAGGCCUACGAGGGCUUCACCAAGUACUGUACCUCCAGACAAACCCGCACCCGGUACGCACCACAACAUCACGUUAGGACAGCAAGGCAGAGAGUGGCCCUCAUUCUUUGACGCUUUCGUUUCCUCAGCAUUUCCUCAGGCACCGCUGUACUUCGACCCGGCGGACCUCAACAGCAAGCGCUUCCUCUUCACCGCCGCGGAGUGGGAUGAGAUACAGCGCGACGUAAGCAGCCACCCGCUGACCAAGCCACACGCACCGUGCCAUGCAAGCUGCCCCCCUGUGUGUGCGUGUGUGUUGGAUACAUACGUGCAGCUCGCCGAGUGCCGGGAGAGGUACCGCGUCGCCGCCGAGCACAACCGUCGGUGCGAGGAGGCCUUGAGAAGGGAGAGGGAGGAGAGGGAGAGGGCCGCACGCGAGAGCGACCACGAGACCGCCACCCAGAGCCGUCAUGGGCAGCCCUCCCCACCACCACGCCACCAUCAGCCCUGCCCCCCCCCAAGGACGUCCCCCUGCCGCCCUUCUUAUCGUCCCCGUCGGUGGCGUCGCCGGACUCGGCCGCAUCGGCAGAGAAGCAGGACACACACAGUCACACAGCGACGCACGAACGUCAGCAGCGCACACAUGGCGACACGUGGCGACUUUGAUUCUUCAUUGUGUUGUUUUCCAAUCGUUGUGUGCAGACGGAUGUCGCACGCAGUGAGUAAAGAUUGUUGGGGCUUGAUAAGGGUAGGGUGUGUGCGGGUGCGGCUGCUCGUGUGCUCUCACGUCAUCCUCCCGGCCAGGGGAGGAAUAUGUGUAUUGGUAGCACAUUGAACACUUUUUGCCUUCCUG